AUGACACCACCUGAUGAACGUGCUCUCGAUGAAUCAUUAAAAGAAAUUACAGAAGAUGAUAAUCCAACAUCUGAUCAAUAUGUUCGUCUUGAAGAACAAUCUGAUGUUGCAAAUGAUCAACAGGUAAAGAACAAUAGUCCUUAUAAGAUGAAGUUAAUUAUCCUGAUGAUGAACUUAUUCAUACAGUAUCUGCAACUUUAUAAUCUGAUUAUUCAACUACUUGAACAAGAGAUCACAUAAAAUUUCUCAAGAGAUUUUAUUAUUGAACACUUAUAUCAGUACUCCUACGAAUCAUUUCUAAUAUAUUUACUCACCCUCACCCUUAAGAUGAAGUUGUCAGCGUUUAUAGAGCUUUUAAUUCUAAGUAAUUUGAUAAAAAAAAGUUUUUCUUUCGAUAGAAAUAGACCCUAAAUACUUCAAGCAAAAAAUCUCAAAAAACGGCUUUUUUUUUAAUAGUUCAAAAAAAUUCUUUUUGAUAGGUUAGAUCACUAAAGACAAGAUCAAAAAUAAAAUUCAAGAUCAUAUUCAAAUUGUUCGUGAAAAGGCACAUCAGAUCAUAUUAAAUUGUACUUUGGGUCGAAAAAAAUAGAGUCCCAACCAAAUAAUGUUUUAUUGAGUAAAGGACAGUCAUAUAUUCUUUUUUUUUAGUUUCUCUCUCUUAUAAUGAGACAUUUAUAUUAUUAUAAUAACAUAUUUAGGUAACAAAGCAAUUUGAUUCUUAUUUAUAUUUAUUUGUUAAACAAGAUAAAGUAGAUUUUUGUUUUAUCAGAAAAAUCAUUAUUUCAUUGAAAUGCAUUUUGUAGAAGUAAACCGAGAAGAUUCAUUAAUAUUCGAAGAUCUAGUAUUUUGUAACAUCGAUUAUAAUAAAAAUGAACUAAUAAAUGAUUGAUUACUUUUCUCAGAACUCUAAAACAAAAACAUUUUAUGAAAAAAAAGAAUCGCUUUUUCGUCAUCACAGUUCUUUAUUUGACAUGCAUAUUUCUUUCCAAUUAUCAUAUGAAAGACAACCAUUUUUAUACAAAUACGAGAAAAUUAUUUACUGCACAUGUCUUUUUCAAUUGUGUAACUUCUUCUAUAAACUUUUAUUCAACCUUUUCUUUUCUAUUAGAAAUUUUCUUUUACUUUAUCUAGAUGAUGUUGUGUUAUUAAUUCCAUAUAAAAGAAACAGCAACAUAUAACUUUCGAAGAUACUAGACAUCUUAUUAUAAUUACUAUAUCGGGAAAAAUUUCUACUGGAAAAGUAUUGAAACAACUAUAAAAUUGAGUAGAUAUUUCUAGUAGACAUUCACUGAAUGUUUUACUUUAUUGGAUACUCGAUUAUAUACUUAGAUAUCUCAAAACUCUACAAAGAUACAAACAAUAUGUAUUUACAAAUCAAGAAUAAUUAUAAAGUUGUCUUAGUAUUUCCUAUUCGGAAUACUUUCCAAGAACUACUAGAUGAG
Messenger RNA from Rotaria sordida, 1442 nucleotides. The record is from the annotation of a GenBank genome assembly. NCBI's taxonomy places the organism in Eukaryota, Metazoa, Rotifera, Eurotatoria, Philodinida, Philodinidae.